This is a messenger RNA of Thlaspi arvense, 869 nucleotides long. The record is from the annotation of a GenBank genome assembly. NCBI's taxonomy places the organism in Eukaryota, Viridiplantae, Streptophyta, Magnoliopsida, Brassicales, Brassicaceae.
GGCGCAUCGAAAAAGGCCAGUCUGAUGUCUCAAUGACACAACAACAACUUCCUCAGCAAAGGAACACUCUUCCUGAGGUGGGACCCUCUCGACAACACCGUUCUUUGAAUCCUGAUCUUUCAAUGGAAGAGUUUCCCGGUUCUCCGUCUCAUUCGAUUGGUACAAUUGCUCCAGUUCAGUUUCCUGCAGCUGUUACUGAAGCAGUACCUACACAUUCAGUGAAUGUUGGUUGUGAUGAUACGAUGGAUGAAAAUGUUGAGUCUAACAUUAACAUUGAGGAGUUGUUACCGAAUCAUGAGUUAGUUGGUGUUGAUUUCCAGUUUCGAGUUCAUCAAGACCUUCUCUGCCAUGUUCUCCUCCGUUUCAUAAUGUUGAUGCUCUUUGGGGAACUAAGCGUACUAGUGGCGGCUGAGCUAUCUUUUGGGAUCACCAUGGUCAUAUUCAAGUUUGUACUUCCUCGCUCAAUUAUUCUGAUGUAUAUAUCCGAGAAGGCUCCUAUACUUACUGUAUCAGUUAUGUCUAUGGUAUUCCAUCUAAGAGAUUACGGCAAGGUUUUUGGCGGCAUAUGCAAUGACGGUCACCAUUGUAUCAUAUCGAAUGAUAAGAAAGUUGGAGGUCCUCUGCGUUCUGAAUCAAGCUUUGAAGUUUUUUGCAAUAUGAUUGUCACUAAUACUUUGCAAGAUCUGUGUACUAUUGGUGGCAGCUAUAUGUGGGUUGGUUCUAGAUACACGCAUGUGGUGCGAACGAAGAUAGAUCGUGAUAUGGCCAACACCUUAUGGACAGAUAUGUUCCCCUGGGCGUAUGCUCAGUUACUGCAUUGGAUGGGCUCUGAUCAUCGCCCUUUAAUGGUUUAUACGGACUUAAAGAUC